GCCCGACGAUGCUUAACUUCGCUGAGCAGACGGGAAGCGGUGCUGUCAUCGUGGUAUGGUCGUUCCUAUAAGCGAACUAAGUUUCUAGCACUAUGUACUUUUAGCUGUUCAUCUCUGCUUGAUUCGAUCAUUCCAUCUUCAUAGUCCGCAACGCAAAUAAAUGUUUGAAGCUCUUGGUCGUUGUGUUUUCAAUUCCUUCGCUCUCUGAUCCCAGUUUGUGCUCGGUUUUCUUUUAGGAAGACAAAGUAAGAACGUGUCGCCUCGGUUAUCCCUUCCCACGAUGUUUAUCGUUUGGCUACGGUAAAGGGAAACUGACAACGACAGUCCCUAAAACCUCGGAGCAGCCAGCAACAUGUCAACAACGAUCAACUGGCUGAUGUCGUGCUUAAUAGCCCCACAAAGUGGCCUUGACACAAACAAGUCCUCAACCGCCAAAUUGAUUUGGCGAUGACGUGCACCUCGUGACUCCGAAAGUCCUCGGAGUUGACGUUGACCAAUGAGAAUGCGUGGCACUUUCGCACGCACCUUGCAAGACGCAUCUGUUUGCCUCCAGUCCUCGCUGGCUGCUGCUGAAAAGCGUUCCACAACUGCAAUUGCGGAAGCUCUUGGGGUUGCAUCGCGUAGAGAACACUCCGUGUCAGGCCCUUUUGAUACUGGGGUUUACCGUACCGAUGGUUGGUUUGAUCGGGGAAAUUUGUGUAGAAACUGAUUGUUUCAAUAAUUGAUUUUCAUCAGAACAUGCCCUACCAGUACCGCGCCGGUGCCUACAGGUCAACAUUAAUAAUUUCAAACUUUUUUCUUUUAGUAUUUUGAUCCAAUUUCCAGUGAAAAAUCGGAUUUAUUAUUAUACUUGUGAAUCAAUCAGACGUACGGUAUUGACUAGUUUUGAUGCUGACACGACCAUGCAACAAUCCUUUCUCACAGAAAAAAAAACAUUUCGCUGACAACACACCCACUGCACUUUACGUGUUCCAAAACAACAUACAAACAACCCAUAGGAAACCAAGAUGAUGAUGAACACAGCCUCGGGAAUGAUAUGUCGUCGGCAGGUUGCCUGGAGGAGACCCCUGGUUCGUAUGAUAUCUAGCAGCAGCAACGAUACAACAGGUUUUGCCGCGACCAUCAACGGAAACGCGAACUCUUCUUUAAUCGGCGACGACUGCUGUACAUCUGAAUCCAUGGCAUCGUUUCGGUAUUCCCUUCCUCGAAAACAACGUGUCAAGGCGCCCCCUAUUCUGAAAGCAGGUUUCCAGCCAACGAGCAUUAGCAAGGACGGAGUCUUUGUCGGUUCGACCUUUUUGAUGAUGUCUCCUCAGACGCUUCCGGAAUUGGACGUGGCGCCCCUGUUGAACAAGACCCUCUUCACGCGUAAGGUGGGAACUUCCCUUCAUGGCAGUGACGCGGCGAUUCGUUUGUACAAGGCCAAGAACGAACUGAAGAACACUAUUCGUCAAGAACUCGUAGAAGGUCGUUUCCAGAGGGCCAAGAAGAUGUACAUUUUGAAGCGACAUGGCGUCCCCAACCAAUUACUGCAACAUCUCGUCACGGUCGCCGAUCGGUGGUUAGAGGAAAAGAACGCGCUGGAACUAUGGGUGGAUUCCAGCUCUCAGGGCAGUUUGUCUGUCUUUACAACGGAGGGGGCUUCGUGGAGGACGCUUUGGCCUCUCGAGUGGGACGACGAUGUCAAUCUUUACACGGCCGUCAUGAAGCGCAUGGUCUCACAUCUAGGUAGCAUGACACCGUUUUGCGAGGGAACUAGUGUCAUGCCCGGGGACCUGCAAUGGAAAAUAUCCAUCUCUAGACACAACAAAUUGCCACUGACGCUGUUGCCCAAUCAGAAUGGAGAAGUUUUGCCAGUGGUGGAAUGGGUUACGCCACAAUCCAAUCAAGAAGAAGAUGAAGAAACAUCAAAUUCAAGCAAGAUUGGAAAGAUUUUGAUACGUAUGCAGGGAGCUACCAACCCCAACAGCAGCGAUUACCUCAGACAGUCACAUGAUGUCUCGUUCACUUUUGAAGCAAAUUUUGAUACCUCGACGAGAGUCAUGACCAGCGAAAGCAGCUGUUAGGUCGUUUGCAACAAUCCGAGCUCAAAGAUGGCCAGGCCGCAAGCGAACCGAGGACUGGUUGAUACAUGAAUUUCAUGGCGGAGGAAUGGUUGUAACGAAACAAGACAGCAAUCCGCAUACAUCAAACGAACUACACGUACGUAUUCGUGCGGGCAGUCCUAUGUACUGCUCGCAAUAAUAUAUCGUUUUUCAUAACCACACCAACUUGCAACAAGCGAUGACAGCUAGCUAGCGAGCUCGUACCCAAGCCGAAGUGGAGCCCUUCAUUCAUUCGGCCAGUCGUUGCCACCACACAACUGAGCGAGGUGAGACGAGAUGGACUACCCGUAGUGGCAGAAAGAUGAUUGCCUGGCAAUAUAGAAACUAGUACUGUAGCGGCCUCCUCAUUCUUUGCGAGGGUACCAUGUUGCCUACUAGUACCGUAC
Messenger RNA from Seminavis robusta, 2491 nucleotides. Lineage: Eukaryota; Bacillariophyta; Bacillariophyceae; Naviculales; Naviculaceae. The record is from the annotation of a GenBank genome assembly.